Brassica napus (rape) is the source of this 387-nucleotide messenger RNA. Its product is annotated as putative F-box/LRR-repeat protein 23. The transcript has a single exon. Bases 1 to 387 code for a protein of 128 amino acids. Lineage: Eukaryota; Viridiplantae; Streptophyta; Magnoliopsida; Brassicales; Brassicaceae. The record is from RefSeq and is a predicted model, not a curated record.
AUGUGGGAAGGUUAUCUGAAAGUUGUAGGCCAGUCUUGUCCUAAACUGAACACAUUGAAGUUAAACUGCUUUAGAAUUGGAUUCGAUCCUCCUUUUUACGUGAGUGACGAUGAUGCCCUAGCUAUUGCUGAGACAAUGCAUGGACUUCGCUUCCUCAAACUCUUUUCAAACGGUUUAACAGAUGCUGGUUUAAAAGCCAUUCUUGAUAAUUGUCCUGAUCUUGAACAUCUUGAUCUAAAUCAUUGUUUCAAUGUUAACUUUUCUGGAGAUCUGGAGAAGCGCUGUUCUGAGAGGAUCAAAGUUUUGGUACGACCUGGUAGUCCGAGAAUUUUUGAUUUUUCUAUAUUUGAGGACUCUGACACGCUAGAUAGUGAUCAUGACCUGUAA